Hansenula anomala is the source of this 1411-nucleotide messenger RNA. RefSeq lists its product as uncharacterized. Gene Ontology annotation, cellular component: dynactin complex. The coding region runs from base 65 to 1411 and encodes 448 amino acids. The record is from RefSeq and is a predicted model, not a curated record. Lineage: Eukaryota; Fungi; Ascomycota; Saccharomycetes; Phaffomycetales; Wickerhamomycetaceae. The transcript has a single exon.
AAAUUUAUUGAAGCGCAAACAUGUCAAAGAUUCUUUUGACUUGAAAUGUUUCCAAAAGACAAUAAUGCCCAAGGUUUCGGUGUUUUGUCCAUGCAGUGAGCCAUUGGAUUUCACUUCACAAGCUGUUAUUGAUCCUGCUAAGCUACAAUUGGAUUCGUAUCCUCACACAAUAACAGAUCAAAACACUCAUCAUUUAUUAUCAUAUUUAAAUUUUUGUGAAUAUUGUCAAAGUGUUAAAUGUCGGAAAUGUAUUGAGCCUGAAGUUGUUGUUAAAUAUUGUCCCAAAUGCUUAUUAGAAAUGAAGCCUGAGUAUAGUUUUUGUUCAAGAAACUGUUUUGAUUGUCCUUUAUGUGAUGGGAAUGUAUCAAUUCAUCAAUCAAAACAUGAUGUUCGAAAUUUUAAAAUGAAGUGCUUACAAUGUGACUGGCAAUGGGAGACUGGUGAAUUAGAAAAACAGAGAGCGUUGAGUAGAGUUGUUAAAAGUCAAUUGAAUUUGAAAAAUCCAAUGCAAAGAUUUUCCACUUUGGAGACUUUUUAUCUUCAAAGGAAACAAUUGUUACAAGGUGAACUGGAAAUUUCAAAAGAUACAGCUUUACAAAUGUCAAAAUUGAAAUUGAAUGAUGGUGAUUUGAAAGAUAUUCAAAGCUUUAUAGGUCGGAAUUCCAUUAAAAAGUUUGAUAGAGAUGAAGAUUUACACAAUGUGGAAUUCUUAUCAAAACAAGAAUCAAAUUCUCAAAUCUUGACAUAUACUCAAUCAAUCAAAUCAACAAUACCUCAACGUUCUAUUUCAUCUGUCCCACCAAAUUCAACAAAAUUGAAAACCAAAAUUUCCAAAAGAUGCAAGGCUUGUAGAAAUUCAUUAAUGAAACCAGAUAAAGAGAUAACAUCUGUGAAAUUUUAUAAAUUAUCAAAUGCAAUUGAUUACCUACCAUUGUUGAAAAUUCAUCCACAUCCAAAUUUCAAAUCUUCACCAACUCCAUCAACACAAUACAAAUCAUUAUUAUCUUUUGAAAAUCCAUUAGACAUCCCCAUGAAAUUAACAAUAUCAACAUAUUCAAUAACACCAGGAUCAUACAAUCAUAAAGUUCAUAUCCCAAACUUUGAAUUUGAGCUAUCUGGGAAACCAGAAAAUUAUUCAACUUUACAAAAUUUCAUAAAGACAAUCCCUACAAUAGAACUUUUGAAAGAUACAAAAUUAGGUAGAAUUGAACAUAUGAAUAGAAAUCCAGUCAAUUUUGAUUAUGAUGUUGUGGAAAAGGGUAUAAAUUGGUGUGUUUUCCCUAUAUUGAUUGAAGUUGAUGAUUCUAAUGGGAUUGGCCAUGAAUUGGAAAUUCCCGUUUUCAUUACAGUAAAGACUGAGUUUUAUUCAACCGGGUACUGGUCUGUCUUGAAGUUUGGCGAAGUUGAAUAG